Messenger RNA from Dictyostelium discoideum AX4, 150 nucleotides. RefSeq lists its product as hypothetical. The transcript is spliced from 2 exons. The record is from RefSeq and is a predicted model, not a curated record. Lineage: Eukaryota; Evosea; Eumycetozoa; Dictyosteliales; Dictyosteliaceae. Gene Ontology annotation, cellular component: membrane. The coding region runs from base 1 to 150 and encodes 49 amino acids.
AUGCACCAAAGUCAACCACAACAACAAAUUGAAGAGUAUAAGCAAAUUAAAAAACUUUUAUUUUUGGUUGGACUUACAAUAGGUAAAAUGGCAACAUCAAGAAUAUUAAGCUUUUUAGGUUUUAUUAAUUGUGAAAUUAAAUUGAAAUAA